Drosophila gunungcola (fruit fly) is the source of this 2283-nucleotide messenger RNA. RefSeq lists its product as uncharacterized. The record is from RefSeq and is a predicted model, not a curated record. The transcript is spliced from 3 exons. The coding region runs from base 307 to 1776 and encodes 489 amino acids. Gene Ontology annotation, molecular function: DNA binding. NCBI's taxonomy places the organism in Eukaryota, Metazoa, Arthropoda, Insecta, Diptera, Drosophilidae.
CUCUUAAAUAUAAUCUCGUCGAGCGCGUUUUUUAUUCUCCGGCGAGCGUGAGAGAGAGUCGAUCCCAUCAAAAUUUUUUGGCUCACAUGUUCAUGUAUUAGUCUUCGAUUUGCAUUCACUGGAAACGUGCCUCCGAUUUGUAAAGUUAAUGUGCCUAAAAAACUGCUUCACAUUUGUCCAAAACUAGUUUAAAUAAACUAACAGGUGCAGCUAAGAGACUUUCUCAAUAGCAUUGCAUGAGGGAGAGGAGAGCACGCUAAAAGAGAGUGGAGAAGAGCGGGACAUUGUUUUUGUGUGUGAGUGGAAAUGUACUCUGACAAUGACGAGACGCACGAUAACUCUAGUGGAUCACAGCGCAUCCGGAAUGUGUUGACUCUGGAGGAGCGGGUGGCCGUCAUCCGGCAGUACGACAUCGUGCCCAUGUACAGCAAGAUUGCCCGGAACUUCAACUGCAGCUGGGAGCAGAUCAAGAGCAUUGUGUCCAAUCGCGAGGCGAUUCUGGAGUUCCACGAGGCCACCAAUCGCAUGAGCCAGCCGGCCAACAAGGACGGCGAGCUGCGCCGGCGCAAACUGAACUUUCUGGGCCACUGCCUGUACGAGUAUAUCCAGAGGGCCCAGUUCUAUUUGCACAGCGAUGUGAACGAGGAGAUGAUCCGCAACCGGGCGAUAGAGUUCCGUGACCUGAUGAGAAUCGAGGGCUUUGUGCCGAACAAGCCGUGGAUCAAUCACUUCAAGGCCGCCUACAAUAUAACCCUGUCGAAUCGUCAGAUCACGAUAACCCGUCGACCGCCACGAUCGAUGGAUUUGAGGGACAUAAUGUCCUAUUGUGGGCGACAUACGUCCAUGGCUUGUAGUUUGGUGCCCCGAUCGCCGGAACCCAGCGCUCCCACGACCAGUGACCAACGGGCCAUCGAUCGACCUUUGUAUCGCACCAAGACAUUGGUCACCACAUCGUGUCAAAAUCAGGCCACCUCGGAUGAGGUGCAUCUGCGACGCAAGCGGAAGAUAACCUUUCUGGAGAAGUGCUUGUACGAGUACAUCCAGCGAUCGCAGCUGCAUCACAAGGGCAGACUGGAUUUGGACAACCUGCGAACAGUGGCCAUUAGUUUGAGGGACAUUCUGAAGAUCGAGUCCUUCUUUCCCGACAAAGUGUGGUUCAAUCACUUCAAGAGCCGAUACAACUUUACGUUUUCCGUGGGCGUGCCGAUGACCAAUCGCCGAGUGCCUCUUUCCCUGGACCUUCGGGAUGUAGUCAGUUAUUGUGGUCGGAAUGAACAUAAAAUUACCCUGGCCCACAAGAAAACACAGGAUGAGCUGGGAGCUGGCUUUGUCCACUUACCGCCGGUGGAACAAAAGCACGAAGAAUUGGAGCCCGAGGAGGAUGACGAUUGUGUGGCAAUAGAAGUGCCGCAGGAACUCAUAGAAAUUAAGGACGAUGAGGAUGACGAGCCACCGGAGAGGAUAGCUAAACGAAGAUUGGAGGAAGAUGAUGGUGAUCCAGUAGCCUGUGGCCUGAAGAUACAAAAGAUUCAAUCACUUAGUGAUAUGCAAAUACCACCCGCCCAUAGUCCCGGUCACUAUUCAGAGACCAGCGAUGAGGCGCAUCUGCCACGUUGCGUGGAAAGCUACAGGGAUGCACUGCGCCUGCUAAAACCCCUGGAGGAGUUUGCUCUGAUGGAGGAGAACUAUCGAGCCAUCGGACUGCUCACCCAGCUGGAGAAGAUCUUUGAGAGCGGAGCAAAAAAACAUGCCGAAAAGGACACCUCCGUAGAAUAGGAAAACAACCAUAAACUUGUGCCUUAAGUUCAAAGAUGUAACAUACCAUAGGUAGUUUGUAUGUCGCCAACUAUAUCAGGAAAAUCAAGACUAUGAGCCCAAGAAAAGAAUAAUCGAACUGAUCCAAUCAAAAACUAUAUUCACACAACUGAAAGAUAAUAAUAAGCGCAUUGCCGAAUUGGACUCUGAAAUAAAGUUCCUACAUGAAGUAUUCGCUAAACUAAAUGCUGCUCAUCUCGAAAGUAGAGAACAACUGAAAGAGAAGAAAAGAAUACAAGUGCAGGAAAAUCAAGAUUGAGAUCGAGAAAAGAGUUAACUAACAGAUCCAAUCAAAAACUAUAACCAAACUAGGUGAAAAUGUGGCCAACGACGCAUGUAUCCGCUUCAAAAAUAGCUUAUAACUAAGUGAAAGAGAACAAUUUAUAUUGAGCAAGUCUUUUUACGAACGAUGUCAUUAUUUACAAACCUUGAAUCUGAGAUGAGGGAAGGUCAUAAUUUGAAAAUUGA